AAAAUGUGCGACCUGAUGCCAGCCUCCAAGCCCGCGGAGAAAAUCGGCAAAAUGAAAAAGUUGAGGAGAACUUUGUCCGAGAGUUUCAGGAGCAUUGCAUUCAAGAAAGAAGACAGCGGCUUUGAUGAGAUAUGUGUCACAAAGAUGUCCACACGCAGCUGCCAGGGAAACGACUCGGUCAUCAAGCCCCUGGACACCAUCCCUGAGGACAAGAAGGUGAGAGUUCAGCGCACGCAGAGCGGCUUCGACCCGUUCGAGAAGCCGGCCAGUCAGGUGAAGAGGGUCCACUCCGAGAACAAUGCCUGCAUCAGUGCCAAGAGUUCCUCCAGCGGCAAGGAGUCCCCCAAACUGCGCCGACACUCCAGCCCCAGUUCUCCCACAAGCCCCAAGUUUGGGAAGGCAGAUUCCUAUGAAAAGCUGGAGAAGCUGGGAGAGGGAUCAUAUGCUACAGUGUACAAGGGGAAGAGCAAGGUGAACGGCAAACUGGUGGCUCUGAAGGUGAUUCGUCUGCAAGAGGAGGAGGGAACGCCCUUCACAGCCAUAAGAGAAGCAUCUCUUCUGAAAGGCCUGAAGCACUCGAACAUCGUGCUCCUCCAUGACAUCAUCCACACCAAGGAAACCCUGACUCUGGUCUUUGAAUAUGUGCACACAGACCUGUGUCAGUACAUGGACAGACACCCUGGGGGCCUCCAUCCAGACAACGUGAAGCUGUUCCUGUUCCAGUUACUCAGAGGCCUGUCCUACAUUCACCAGAGGUACAUCCUCCACCGUGACCUGAAACCACAGAACCUGCUCAUCGGCGACACCGGAGAGCUCAAGCUUGCUGACUUUGGACUGGCCAGAGCCAAGUCGGUCCCCAGCCACACCUACUCCAACGAGGUCGUGACCCUGUGGUACCGGCCUCCAGAUGUCCUGCUGGGAUCCACGGACUACUCCACCUGCCUGGACAUGUGGGGAGUGGGCUGCAUUUUCAUUGAGAUGAUCCAAGGAGUGGCUGCCUUUCCGGGGAUGAAGGACAUCCAGGACCAGCUGGAAAGGAUAUUCUUGGUCCUUGGCACUCCAUCUGAGGACACCUGGCCCAGUGUUUCUUCCUUGCCUCACUUCAAACCAGAUCGCUUUACAGUGUACAGUGCUAAGAAGCUCAGACAAGCAUGGAAUAAGUUGGGUUACGUGGACCAUGCUGAGGAGUUGGCCUCCAGAUUCCUCCAGUGCUUCCCAAAGAACCGCCUGUCGGCCCAGGCAGCGUUGAAACAGGAAUACUUCAGUAACCUUCCACCGCGGCUCUGGGAGCUGCAGGACAUGUCUUCUAUCUUCACUGUACCAAAUGUCAAGCUGCAGACAGAGAGCGGGGACAGCAUACAGGUGUGUGCACGGAGGAACAGUCAUGGAAAAGCUUCCUCUGGCAGCAAACACUGA
Limanda limanda (common dab) is the source of this 1416-nucleotide messenger RNA. RefSeq names its product cyclin dependent kinase 14 (gene cdk14). The record is from RefSeq and is a predicted model, not a curated record. Bases 4 to 1416 code for a protein of 470 amino acids. The transcript is spliced from 14 exons. Gene Ontology annotation, biological process: protein phosphorylation. Lineage: Eukaryota; Metazoa; Chordata; Actinopteri; Pleuronectiformes; Pleuronectidae. Gene Ontology annotation, molecular function: cyclin-dependent protein serine/threonine kinase activity; cyclin binding; ATP binding. Gene Ontology annotation, cellular component: nucleus; cytoplasm; cytosol.